This is a messenger RNA of Dothidotthia symphoricarpi CBS 119687, 1314 nucleotides long. Its product is annotated as FAD/NAD(P)-binding domain-containing protein. Gene Ontology annotation, molecular function: flavin adenine dinucleotide binding; sarcosine oxidase activity. Bases 1 to 1314 code for a protein of 437 amino acids. The record is from RefSeq and is a predicted model, not a curated record. The transcript is spliced from 6 exons. Lineage: Eukaryota; Fungi; Ascomycota; Dothideomycetes; Pleosporales; Dothidotthiaceae.
AUGCCUUCUCAACUUUAUGACGUCAUCGUGGUCGGUGGUGGCGCGAUCGGGCUUGCAGCUGCAUACGAGGUAGCCAAAGCAGGCAAGUCUACUCUGGUACUCGAGCAAAGUUGUCUUUUCAACGCGGCUGGGAGCUCCAACGACCUAGCCAGAAUGUAUCGCACCAUGUAUACUGAGCCAUUCAUGGCGGAGCUUGCUCACAAGUCCAUGAGCAUUUGGAAAGAAUUAGAAAUGGACUCUGGGACAUCUUUGCGCACAAUGUCAGGACUCCUGAAUUUCGGAGACACUACGAUGGGAGCAGACACCCCAGAAGGAACACUGAUGGGCCCUAUAGCUAAUCUGGAAAAUCUGGAUAUGCCUUUUCGAAAGAUGACGAAACUAGAGAUGGAAAAUGAGUACCCAUUCAAAAACCUCCCAGAAGCUUGGGAAGGUAUCUUCGCUCCCGAUAAUGGCGUAAUCAAUGUUCCACUCCUGCUUCGAACUCUGUCGCGCCUGGCUAAAGACUAUGGCGCUCGCACUCAGCAAUAUACCGAGGUCAGAAAACUCGUCCCUGCGAAGGAGAACGACGAAGACAUAUGGAAGGUCGAAACCCAUGUCAACGGUAAUGAAGCUGUUUCAUUCAGGGCUCGAAAGAUUAUCAUAGCAGCGGGUGCAUAUACAAACCACGUCCUGCAACCUAGCUUUAAUUUCGAGCUAAAGCUCAAUAUUUGGGAGAUGGUGGCAUCGUACUUUACGGUGAAUGCUGGUCCUAAUGGAACCCAUUUUCCAAGUAUGUGGUUCCAGUUCGCGAACGACAAGCAUGGCAGGUCGCGGCUGUUCUACGGGUUUCCAGCCGUCGAGUGGGGUCCUCCCAAUGUGUGUCGUAUCGCAGUAGAUGCGGCGACAAGACAGAUUACAGACCCCAAUCAACGGUGCGGUAGCGUCGUGAACCCCGAGGAUAUACACGACACACAGCAAUUCAUCAAAAGGCACCUAGUGGGGGUGGAUUACACAACGCCUGCGUACACCUUAUCGUGUCUGCAGACGAAUACGUUCGACAACAUGUUCGUAUUAGACUUCAUCCCAGAACCGUAUCUCCAGGGCGGUGCAAAAGAUAGUGUGGCAGUGUUCACUGCCGGAUGGGCUAUGAAGUUCGUGCCGCUGAUUGGCCGAGCCCUAAAAGACAUGGUGCUGGAUGGACAUUCCGAACAUGCGUUGGACGAGUUCAAGAUCGACCGUCUGGAUCCCAAGAGCAAAGGGAAAGAUGGCAAACCCCAAGCGGGCAUCAUUAACGAGGUAGAUGGUGACUUUGCCAAUCGCUGGGAGUAUCUCUAG